Molecule: messenger RNA, 1125 nt
Organism: Bipolaris maydis ATCC 48331
Lineage: Eukaryota; Fungi; Ascomycota; Dothideomycetes; Pleosporales; Pleosporaceae
Source: RefSeq, a predicted model, not a curated record
AUGCUCAAGCCUCCCUUCUCUCCGCAACCUAUUCCACCAUACUCCAACACGGAUGCGGAUAGUACCCAGUCAACAGCCGGGAUUCUGAACCAGAGUGCAAGCAUUUCUCCCAGCAGCACACAGCAUUUUCUUCAACCAUGCACCAGCCAGCCCUUGUCGGCUCUUGACUCCCUCCCUACCAUAACCGGCAAAAGCGACCACAUUAUCAGACCCGAGUAUGAAAUCCCAGCUUUCCUCGCCUUUGACCUCGACCUCGCUCGUUUGAACCGCAUCCACGGCCACCUCUGGAUGGCCGGCCGUCCCAUGCGCGCCCGUCCUCUGCACCGCUACACCAUGCUCGGCAUGCAAGUCAUCCAAACCCAACAAAUGGACCUGCACCUCCUCAAAUUCAGUUCCAAACUGCUCAUCAAGCCCCUUCCCGAAUGGAUCCUCUGCCACCAAUUCUGGACCGACUGCAUCUGCAACCACGACGAUGCCGACGGCAAACGCGAACCAGGCUGGCUCUGGAGAAGCGCAGCCGGCUUCCUCGUUAGCUACGUCUGGCUCCUUACCACCCCUUUGGACCUCAAGAUGGCCCAUGACAAUUCGCUGCUUCCGUCGUUUGUAACAUGGCACUGGUGGAAGAGCUUUGUCGCCGAUUUCAUCACCCAUGUGGAUAUCGAUACCCUGCAUCAGGUUAACAAGAGGUAUCAGUUUGGCGAUUUGAGGCUGGGCAGGAUCAAUACCAUAUAUCGGGUUAGAUAUGCGCAUACGCAUUUUGUGAGGGGCUAUCUAUGGGGAUACAAUCGCUACGUCAUCUUCUUCCAGCGGAAAUUCUCCUGGGUCCUUAUCGUCUUCGUUUUCUUCUCCGUCGUGCUGUCGGCCAUGCAAGUCAGUUUCUCGCUUCCUUCAACGUCGCCCGUCUCUCUCGAAAGCGAUCAAGCAUUUGUGCAAGCGACAUUCGUGUUUGUCGUCUUCAGCAUGGUCAGUGUGCUUGUUAUCCUGGCGUUUGUGGUUGUGAUUUUCGUCGGCACGUUUGCGUUUAAUAUGGUCAUGGCGAUUUCGCAUGCGGAAAGUGAGCAGAGGAAGAGAAGAGAGUUGGCAGACAAGAGGAGACAGGCCGUGGAGAACGGUGGGGAGUCGUAG